Molecule: messenger RNA, 2627 nt
Organism: Phoenix dactylifera (date palm)
Lineage: Eukaryota; Viridiplantae; Streptophyta; Magnoliopsida; Arecales; Arecaceae
Product: Zn-dependent exopeptidases superfamily protein
Biological process (GO): protein processing
Cellular component (GO): plasma membrane
Source: RefSeq, a predicted model, not a curated record
CUUCUCUACGCCCCAGAAAGUCACCAAAACCGGGCAAAGUAGAGGUGGGGGGAGAGAGAGGACCGUCGUCGAACGCCGAGUGCCGCCUGCAACCACUCAGGCCUUCUCCUCCUCCUCCUCCUGCGCUGGUUCUGCCCCUCCGCCAUGGCCCCCAGGCUUCUCCUCGCCGCCGUCGCGCUUCUUCUCGCUUCUCCUCUCCUCCCGCCCGCCGGAGCCAUUGACAUACUGGAGUCAGUACCAGAUCUUGAGAGGGCAAUGUACCUGAAUGUUGAAAAUUAUCCUUGUGUGCGGCUUUUGAAUCUGUCUGGUGAAAUUGGUUGUUCUAAUCCUGGUCGUGAAAAGGUAGUUGCACCCAUUACGAAAUUCAAGAACACUGAUGAUCAGCUGACUCACUUAUCUGCAAUUUUGCUUCCUUUGGAAGAUAUGCAAAAUUUCUUUCUCAGGGUUUCCAGCAAUCCAGAUUUUGCCCAAAACGUAGCUGGUGUUUUGGUUGAUUCAAGUGGAUACAAAAGCAAGUCUUUAGGUUUCUCACCAGUUGAAAAAUUUCCUCAAGCUGAGUUUGCGCCAUACACAAACUUAAAUUAUCAAUGGAAUCCUGCUGGUUCUGGUAUUAUGUGGAAUCACUACAACUUUCCUGUAUUUUUGCUCUCUGGGGAGAGCACAUUAGUUGUUCAAGAGCUUGCCAAUAAGAAUAUAAGGAGCACUGAUGCUUAUCCAGUAAAUGUUGCUGAAUUUGACCUGGUCAUGCAGACAACAACAUUCGGUACCCAUGAUUCAGAAUCUUGUCUCAGAGAGACGUCUUGUCUACCCUUAGGUGGAUACAGUGUCUGGUCUUCACUACCGCCUAUCAAUGUGUCAUCAACCAAACCAACCAAACCUAUCUUAAUGGCAGUGGCCUCUCAGGAUUCUGCAUCAUUUUUCCGCGACCAAAGUCUUGGUGCUGAUUCUCCCAUAUCUGGGCUGAUUGCAUUGCUGACUGCAGUUGAUGCUCUUUCUCAUGUUGAUGGUUUAGACAAGCUUAAGAAACAGCUUGUUUUUGUAGUUUUCACAGGAGAAGCAUGGGGAUACCUUGGUAGUAGGAAAUUUCUAUUAGAAUUAGAUGUUGGUGCUGAUGCUGUGAAGGGACUGAACAGCACAAUGAUUGAACAGGUAUUGGAGAUUGGAUCUGUGGGGAAAGGCUUAGGUCAAGGUUCCACAACCUUCUUUGCACAUGCAGAUGGGGCUUCAUCUGUAACAAAAGAAAUGUUGAAUGCCUUCCAAGCUGCCAGUGAUUCGCUUGGUUCAGACAAUGUUAAGGUCAAAACAGCAAAUGCAUCGAACCCUGGCAUUCCACCAUCUUCAUUGAUGGCAUUUUUAAGAAAGAAUGCUUCAACUUCUGGGGUUGUUUUGGAGGAUUUUGAUUCUUCUUUCACCAACCAAUUUUAUCAUAGUCAUCUGGAUAAUUCUUCAAAUGUCAAUUCUUCGUCAAUAGCAGCAGCUGCUGCUCUGGUUGCUCGGGCUUUAUAUAUACUUGCAAGUGGUGACUUAACAUUAGAUCUCAUGGCAUUGAACUCAAUAAAGGUUAAUGUGUCCCUUGUUGAAGAAUUAGUGCAAUGCCUUCUGACUUGUGAACCUGGUCUUUCUUGUGGCAUUGUGAGAAGUUUCAUUUCUCCAAACAAUAACUGCCCAAGUCACUAUGUUGGUGUCUUCCUUGAUCAACCUUCUGAUACACAGUACCCUGGAUAUGCCGAUGAUACUUCUCGGUUUGUUUGGAACUUUUUGGCAGAUCGAACAUCUACUCCAAAGGGCAAUGCAAUUUCCUGCACUGGUAGGUGCAGUAAUUUAGGUGAAAUUUGCAUUGGAGCAGAAAUAGAGGGCAAGGGCAGAUGCAUGAUAUCUACAACCAGGUAUGUUCCUGCUUACUCCACCCGGCUGACAUUUAAAGACAACUCAUGGCAUGUCAUGCCUGCCAAUGCCUCUGAUCCUAUGGGAUCAGUGGACCCCAUAUGGACCGAAAGCUUUUGGAAUGCUAUUGGUCUCCAAGUUUACACAGUGCAGAGCGCAACUUAUGACCAUCUUAUUCUUGUUGCUGGAGUGGGCAUUACUGUUGCCUCUUACAUUGCAAUUGUUGUCAGCAGAGGAUGCCUUUCAAAGGCUCUGAAGCAUGAUUGAUUUGCCAUCACUUGUCAGGUUCCAUGGACUGGCCAUGGAAUGUUCAUUCUGACAAAAUUGCCCAUGAAUUUGCAUUGGCCACCGGGAUUCUUGUAUUGGUGAAAAACAUUCUUCCACCUUUGUGGGCAGAAGGGAGCUUGUGGGAGCUCGGUGCCAUCUUGAUAUGCAAGAGAGAUGGUGUAUCAGUUAGAAACUUUUGCCAUAAUCUUUUUAACACAAACAUUUUCAUUAGGAGGGAACGAAAUACGUAUCCUUCAGCUUUUCAGCCUUUGUCUUAGCAGUGAAUCUGUAUUCAAAUUAGAUAACUGAAACUAGUAUAUGGGAUUGAUCUGCCCACUUUAGAUUCGUAGUGCAAAAUUUAUGGCCACUUGUGCACAUUAUAGUAAUUAGUUCUGGUGAGAAAUAGUUUGGACCCCUAUUAGAACUUGAUAUAUGUUUGUGGUGUUCUUCUAACUAUAAAGCUGUGAUUUCGAAUC